AUAAAGUUUUUCAGCAUCUUUUUGAGGAAAUUCUCUUAAUUUUUUAAAGAUAUUAUUCUCGUGCUUCAUUUAUAUUGUUUUUCGAAGUCUCGAUGGACCCUUGGUUUGCGCCUUGAGGCCUUCUUGUAUCUCGUCCCGUGUAAAUUCUUCUUCCGAAAACAGCUGAGAGCUACAGUGAUUUCUUUGUUUUUUGUUUUAUAUUUUAUUGACAGUUGACUGCAACAUUAAAUUUGCACUUCAUGUUGUUCAAUCUUCAUUAAAGAAAACAAACAAAUACAUCCUAUGCUUUGAUAGUUUGAAUUUUGUUACAGUUGCCCAAUAUAGGCUACAUGUCUAUAUGAAAUGGACUCCUUAAAAAGCACAGAUUCCAUUCACCAAAGGAUUCAAUACUUGUUCGACAAAUUGAGCUCUAGUCAUUCAUCAGUGUGCUAUCGUGCAUUAACAGAACUUAGAACAGAGUUCAUCCCGAAGCCUCAGUUGUUGCAGAUUUUUAUUCAAGCUGAGGGUGUAAAGCAUAUAGUUGCACAGCUACAAAAAUCCAAUAGGAAGAUUGUUGAUGUCAGUCUUAGCAUUUUGGGUCAUUGUGUUCUAGAACAGGAACCAAGAACUAUUUUUCGCAAAGAAGGUGGUCUGCCAGUAUUAGUUCGGGUUUUACGAUCGUUUGAAGACGAUACUGCUAUUUUAAGUAGAGGCUGUCGAGUCAUCGGAUCGCUUGCUCACGAUAAAAAAGUUGCCGCAAAAUGUGUGCUGGAGUACUCGGUUCAUCAUACGAUAGGAAACAUAAUCGAUCGUUCGACCAACGAAGAAAUUUUAAGCAUGGCUAUUCGUGCAAUCCAUAAUCUUUCCGAUUCUAAAGAACACGUAGCUGUUCUAGGAAAAAAUCAUAUCUACCCGAAGCUUUCAAAUUUACUAAUGAAAACUGAAAAUGUCAAUAUUCAAAAGAAGCUGUUUGCUACCUUUGCACAUAUAUUUAACUACAUGAAGCGCUUCCCUGAAACUUCUGCUCAUUAUUGGAUUGGAUGCGAAGGAGGAGGAAAAGUUAUAGCAAAAUUCUCGUAGAGCUGAGACUCAGCCCCUCAGAUGUUAUAUCGACCAAGGCGCCUCAGCUUUUAUACCAACUGGUUCAAGAUAAACAUGUGCGGCCAUUGCUAGCAUCAAAGGAUGCGUUCGAAGCCCUUAUUCCGGUUGUUA
This is a messenger RNA of Daphnia magna, 1191 nucleotides long. RefSeq lists its product as uncharacterized. Gene Ontology annotation, molecular function: protein binding. Bases 343 to 1059 code for a protein of 238 amino acids. The transcript has 4 exons. Gene Ontology annotation, cellular component: cytosol. NCBI's taxonomy places the organism in Eukaryota, Metazoa, Arthropoda, Branchiopoda, Diplostraca, Daphniidae. Gene Ontology annotation, biological process: anatomical structure morphogenesis. The record is from RefSeq and is a predicted model, not a curated record.